AUGCGAAAGUUGGAAUGGGACGACAUGGGAGUGAAGGUUGAUGGUCGGCAGCUACACCAUUUGCGCUUUGCUGAUGACAUCGUACUGAUAACACCUAGCAUCAGCCAAACGGAAGCGGAAGCGGACCGAAUUCGACGAAACAUGUGGAUGCAUCGGUCUUCAGCUGAAUCUACAAAAGACGAUGUUCAUGCGGGACGGAUGGGUCUGCGGGACGGAUGGGUCGGGACGGAUGCCCCAUUCACGCUCAACGGAACGAACAUAUCCAAAUGCACCAGCUACGUUUAUCUGGGUCGGGAACUGAACAUGAAAACCACCCGCGAGGGGGGGAGGAGGAGACGAGCGGCAUGGAGAGCGUACAAGAACAUCGAGGAUGUAGUGAAGAAGAGCAGGAACACCCGGCUCCGUGCUCACCUCUUCAACACCACCGUACUUCCUGCUUUGACCUAUGCUUCGGAAACCUGGGCAUUUCGCAAGCAGGAAGAAAACGCAGUGAGCGUCAUUGAACGCGCAAUUGAGGGACUGAUGCUAGGAGUAUCCCGUUUCACGGAAGUGAGGGACAGGAUUCGAAGUUCUCUCCUACGUCAACGAUCGACGCCGCCGCGUUUGCCAAGGAAAGUAAAAUAA
This is a messenger RNA of Necator americanus (New World hookworm), 624 nucleotides long. RefSeq lists its product as uncharacterized. The transcript has a single exon. The record is from RefSeq and is a predicted model, not a curated record. NCBI's taxonomy places the organism in Eukaryota, Metazoa, Nematoda, Chromadorea, Rhabditida, Ancylostomatidae. Bases 1 to 624 code for a protein of 207 amino acids.